Messenger RNA from Arabis nemorensis, 375 nucleotides. The record is from the annotation of a GenBank genome assembly. NCBI's taxonomy places the organism in Eukaryota, Viridiplantae, Streptophyta, Magnoliopsida, Brassicales, Brassicaceae.
AUGCAGAACAUGUUUCUUCUAAUCCAUUGUUCGGUUAUUUUCGUUUUACAGGGUGAUAGAAUACAAGCUUCAGUAAAACAGAAAUUGCUUCGCAAAUUUCAAAAUGAUUUACCUGAAGGAGAGUUUCGUGAUAUCGUCUUGGCUAACGAUCGGGAUUACAGGGCAAAGAAACAUCCUUGCAAGAUUAAUUUCUUAUUCACAACAUGUGUUAAGCGGUGUGAUGUCAUCCCCAAGAUACCCCGUUUUGAUUUCUGUGCUUUUUCAGAUAUUAUUGCUCAAUCUAAUGACACUGAUGUUUUCAUUGACAUACUUGGUGAAAUUGUAGGAAUGGACUCUCAAGUUAAAGAAAAAAAUCUUCUCAGGCACUCCAUCUAA